This is a messenger RNA of Pelagomonas calceolata, 1131 nucleotides long. NCBI's taxonomy places the organism in Eukaryota, Pelagophyceae, Pelagomonadales, Pelagomonadaceae. The record is from the annotation of a GenBank genome assembly.
GGGCCUUUAGCUCUCCGCAGGACGCCGCACCGGGCGCGCAACCGGGUCGACGCGGCCGCGCCCUUCAUCAAUUACCGCCGUGCCAAGGCUCGCGCCGAGCGGCAGCGCGCAAGGCACUGUUGGGCAGCCUGCCACCAUGAUGUCGGAGAUGCAAAAGGCGCGGCGCGCCGCCACGGCGAAGCGCUGCCUCCAAGGUGGAGGCCCCCCGCCCACCAAAGAGGAGGAGCGCUACUCGAUCGGCCACGCGUUGGCGCGGGCCAAGACCGUGGCGACGAUGGCGAAGAUCGCCGGCGCGCGCUGGCGCGAGCACGCGUCCGGGGCAUUGAUGGGCGCCGCUCCGAUGACGGAACCGAAGUUCCUCAAGCUCGUGAAGGACGGCGGCGAGGUGCUCCAGAUACCGCGACGGACGGCCUGGACCCAGGCCUUCAGUCUGAGAGCCGGCGCAUCGCUCAGAUGGGAGUUUCGCGUGCAGUCGCACGAUCUCGGUUUUGCAUUAAGACGACGCGCCAUGCAGAAGGGCGGGUCUGUGGAGGUCGACGUCGUGGAUUCUAAAAGAUUUCCGGCUGGUGUCGCCGUCGCGGGCGACUGGACGGCGAUAGAGCCCUGUACUGUUGUUGCUGCGUUCGACAACGCCUAUUCGUUGUUGACUCCAAAGAGGGUGGUGGCCAAGUUUUCGGUCAAUGAUCCCACACCAAAACCGCCGACGCCCGUCUCGUCGCCCCCCGCUCGGGCGGAGACGGCCUACACGCGGCGACGGGAUCUAGCGGCACAGCAGCGCGAGAUGGCGGCCCUGUCGGCGAAACUCGACGAAGCAAAAGUCGAAGGCGAGCGCCUCAAGGAGCUCGCGUCGGCGCCGACGCCCAAGGCCACAAAUUUAGAUAAUUGGAGCGACGACUGGGCGGCCGCGCUAGGCUCCGGGAAGAAGUCGAAGGGCUUCGACGACGCGCCGCCGGCCCCCUCAACGCGCGAAUUGCUAGCGUUCUUGGAUACGUACGACGACGGGCAGCGGCCCGCGUUCCCCGACGAGGUCCUGCCCACGGACACGUUCCCGCCGCCGCCCCCAACGUCACCACCUCUCAAGGAGGUACCGUUGGACGAUAGGACCGGGGAGAGUACACUGUGAUUAGCCAU